GCUCCGGAUCGUGACUCCCUCUCCACGCUGCAGAGGCAGGGGAGGGAAGGGAGACUGAGCCUGCGACCCGCGCCUCACCAGCAGCAGCCGCGCUCUCAGCCGGAAGGAUGGGCAACGCACAGGAGCGGCCUUCGGAGACCAUCGACCGCGAGCGGAAACGCCUGGUAGAGACGUUGCAAGCAGACUCCGGGCUGCUGCUGGACGCACUGGUAGCGCGGGGAGUGCUCACCGGGCCCGAGUACGAGGCGCUGGAUGCACUGCCUGACGCCGAGCGCCGGGUGCGCCGCCUGCUGCUGCUGGUGCAGAGCAAGGGCGAGGCCGCCUGCCAGGAGCUGCUGCGUUGUGCCCAGCAUGCCGUGCGCGCGCCGGAUCCGGCCUGGGACUGGCAGCACGUGGGCCCCGGCUACCGGGACCGCAGCUAUGACCCUCCAUGCCCAGGCCACUGGACACCAGAGGCACCCAGUUCGGGGACCACAUGUCCUGGACUGCCCAGAGCUUCAGAUCACUACGAGGAUGGGGGUCCAGAGGGCUCAGAGGCGGUUCAAUCCGGAACUCCAGAGGAACCAGAACCAAACUUGGAAGCUGAGGCCUCUGACAGUACUGAGCCUGAGCCAGAACCCCAAAUGGAUCCGGAACCAGAACCAGAGCCUGAAUUGGAGCCAGAGCCUGAAUUGGAGCCAGAGCCGGAUCCAGAGCCCGAGCCAGGGCCUGAGCCUGAGGAGGGAGAUGGGUCCGAAGAUUCCUGAAGGCCAGAGUGCUGACCUAGUGUUUUCCCAUUAAGCCCAAGCCUGAUAAGACCUGGAACCCAGCAGAGCUGG
Dipodomys ordii (Ord's kangaroo rat) is the source of this 818-nucleotide messenger RNA. It is a transcript of the gene Nol3, whose product is annotated as nucleolar protein 3 (apoptosis repressor with CARD domain). Bases 108 to 746 code for a protein of 212 amino acids. NCBI's taxonomy places the organism in Eukaryota, Metazoa, Chordata, Mammalia, Rodentia, Heteromyidae. The record is from RefSeq and is a predicted model, not a curated record. Gene Ontology annotation, molecular function: death effector domain binding; cysteine-type endopeptidase inhibitor activity involved in apoptotic process; death receptor binding. Gene Ontology annotation, cellular component: mitochondrion. The transcript has 4 exons. Gene Ontology annotation, biological process: negative regulation of extrinsic apoptotic signaling pathway; negative regulation of intrinsic apoptotic signaling pathway; negative regulation of release of cytochrome c from mitochondria.